AAAAACAUCGCAAAAUCUGUGUCACUUUAUCUUGUGAUUAAAUUUAUUUUUAACUUUCCUCUUCUUUGGCUUGUAUUAAACCAAAAACACCAAAUAGUGCAGUUUUCAAUAUUCGCAGCAACUGGAAGUUACGGUGUGCAGAACCGUUUACCUCAACACAAUCCUAGUUCAAUUAGAAGAAAGCUACCCCACCCUCCAAAAGAACGAUGACUGGCUUCUCGCUAAAACUAAAAACCAAAACGGGCCAACAACACAUCGUAAGCAAUUUGGCUCAGAGUACCACCGUAGGAAACUUGAAAGGAACAAUUACCGAGCUGACCAAGAUCCCGUCGGACGUGCUGCAUGUGGUGCUUGGGUUUCCACCAUUCAAGCAGCUGAUUUUGAGCAAUGACGACGAGCUGAUAUCGAAGAUCGGCAUAAGUAAUGGGGACACGUUGAUUGUGGAAGCACGGCAGAUGAGCGAAGAGGAGCGCAACCGACUGGCGACGCUGAAACGUAUGGAGGAAGAUGAAGCACUUGCAAAGGAACUAGCCGCUCAGGGCGAGGAAAAUAGUGGGAUCUUGCUGAAACAAAUCGUUCCGAGCGAUAAUUCGUGUCUUUUCACUAGCAUCGGAUUCGUGCUAACCGGAAAGGUUGACCCAGAUAACAGUCAAUACAUGCGACAGAUUAUUGCUGCCACUGUAAAUGGAGACAAACAGGAAUACAACGAAGGUAUCCUUGGUCGACCAAACGAUGAAUACUGUGCGUGGAUUUUGCAACCUGAAGCGUGGGGCGGAGCGAUUGAAGUCUCAAUCCUUUCCGCUUACCACGGCAUCGAGUUUGACGUUGUGGAUAUAACGAAUGCGAUAAUCAAUCGAUUUGGAGAGGAUAGAAACUAUGGCAUGAGAGCUUUCUUAUUGUUCGAUGGUAUUCACUACGAUCCUUUGUAUCUGGAAUCUACUUCGGGCGAACCCCCAAAAACUAUCUUCCCUAUUGAGGACAAUCUGGUAUACAGCCAGGCAGAGCAACUCGCCAAGGAAGCCAAAUCGUCUCGCCAGUUUACAGAUGUGAACAAAUUUUCUCUAAAAUGCAUUGACUGUGGCUGCCUUCUGAAAGGGCAAGUUGAGGCACAACAGCAUGCGCAAAAAACCUCUCAUGUUAAUUUUGGCGAGGUUUAGAAGUGUUCUAUAUGUGGAUGACUGAAGCUUAAAUUUGAAUCUUGUGUUUUGGAGACAGAUAUAUAUUUCACCAAGCAUGCUGUUGAGAUUUCUGUAGACAUUUUAGCAUUUCAGAGUUGGCAUCUGUUUUGUGUUCUAGGCAUAAUUGAUAUAAAUUUUGGGGAAACAAACUGAAUAAAAUGUUGCACUACUAUUUGCGAAGUGGAUUGCAGCUAUUAUAGGUGUCCAAAA
Molecule: messenger RNA, 1388 nt
Organism: Topomyia yanbarensis
Lineage: Eukaryota; Metazoa; Arthropoda; Insecta; Diptera; Culicidae
Gene: Yod1
Product: ubiquitin thioesterase OTU1
Exons: 3
Coding region: 207-1157 (316 amino acids)
Biological process (GO): protein deubiquitination; endoplasmic reticulum unfolded protein response
Cellular component (GO): cytosol; nucleus
Molecular function (GO): cysteine-type deubiquitinase activity; protein binding
Source: RefSeq, a predicted model, not a curated record